AUGGCAGUUAAAAGAACAAUACAUCUAUGGGGUUAUGAUAAUGUACCUAGUCUGAUUUCACCAGAAAGUAUUGCACUAUUUUGGUUUUUAAAUACUAAACUUAACGAUGAAACUCUAAAUGAUAUUGAAAUUGUGUUCUCGAACAACGUUGGAAUGUCUGCUACUGGGAAAUUACCAAUUUUAAUACAAGAUGAAUUAGAAGUUUUUGGGUUUGCCAAUAUCACUAAUUAUUUAAUUAAACUAAAUAGUACUGAUGGCAAGAACGGUGAUGAGGGUGAAUCUUUGUUAGAAACCGCAUUGUUUGCGUUUUUGGAGAAUAAAAUAAAUAUAUUGGUGGAUUAUCAAUUAUAUUUGGAUAAAAAGAACUAUGACUCUUUUACUAGGAAACAAUUCCCAAAACUAAUGUAUUGGCCAAUGUGGAAUUACACUCCAUCAUUGAAAAGAUCUGAAGUACGAUCUAAUUUCGAAAAUGUAAUAGGUUAUUUGCCACAUAGUGACGAUAAGGAUUAUUUAGAUGAAAAAGAUGAUCUUGAAGAUGUUGCAGCUGAUAUGGCACAAUCUAAAACAUUUAAGAUUAAAAACAAGUUAAAACAACGUAAAAGGGAAGAAUUAAAGGCAAUUGGAUAUAAUCUUCAAUUUAACAAUCGUUUGGUAGAAUUAUUAAAAAUGUGGGAUACAGUAAGAGGGAACCUAAAUACUGAAAUUGAAAUAACUUCAGAUUUACUAUUUUGGGCAAACAUGUAUAUACUAUUUAACUUGCCGACUGGUAAUAAUAUUAAAACGCAUAUUACUAAAUCAUUAGGCGAGAGUUAUAUUGACAUGUUAAAUGACAAGAUUAGUCUGGUGAGUACUAAAUCUAAUUACAAAGUCACUAUAAGAGAUCCAAAUUUCAACGAACAAGGCAAUAUUAUCAUGACCCUAUAUAAUUUCAGUAAAUAUUACAUUUAA
Messenger RNA from Vanderwaltozyma polyspora DSM 70294, 948 nucleotides. It is a transcript of the gene SAM37, whose product is annotated as SAM complex subunit SAM37. Bases 1 to 948 code for a protein of 315 amino acids. The transcript has a single exon. NCBI's taxonomy places the organism in Eukaryota, Fungi, Ascomycota, Saccharomycetes, Saccharomycetales, Saccharomycetaceae. Gene Ontology annotation, cellular component: SAM complex. Gene Ontology annotation, biological process: mitochondrion organization. The record is from RefSeq and is a predicted model, not a curated record.